AUGAGCUCCCCUCCUCCACCCCCUCUUCCCGAGGCUUGUUCUAUUACCACGGCAAUUGCUCCUGAUCUCUCCCUUCACAUCAGCCCUCCGUUGCCGGACGCGGUGGUCGGCGACGACGGUGAGGUGCGGCUGGGGCUCCAUGAGGUGGCGUCCAAGAGGUACCGUGGCCUGGAGGAGAUGCUGCACCAGCCGAACAAGGCCCAUGGGUUCAAGAAGAGCUCGUGUCCUGCCGUCGGCGGCAGCGCUGUGGCAAGGCCGGCAGCUGGUGGCCGGAAGAGGAGCUCGAGGGCUCCUAGGAUGCGGUGGACCACAGCGCUGCACGCACACUUUGUGCGUGCCGUGGAGCUCCUUGGUGGCCAUGAGAGAGCAACACCAAAGUCAGUAUUGGAACUGAUGAACGUGAAGGAUCUUACACUCGCUCAUGUUAAGAGCCACCUGCAGAUGUAUAGAACAGUGAAGGGCACAGAAAGAUCAUGCGCUGCAGGCCAUGGCCAGACCAGAGAUAUGGGCUUUCUGAGAAGGGUUGUCGCUGGUGAUGAACUGGUCAAUGGCUUUGAUGGGUUCAACAGCAACAUGGUCAACACAACUUCCAAUAAUACAACUCCUAGGAGGUCAGAGUCACCAGCUGGAGAGCAGGGCCAUCACGAUGCUUGGGGGACACAAACGGCAGCGGCAGCGGCAGCAGCAACAACAACAAUGGUGCCGCCUUACCUGACGACCUCCGAACCUCAUGAUAAUGAACACAUGAUGCCGGAGAGCGGAAUGGCACGGCCAGCAGCCCCACGCCGUGGAAGUCCGUCACCGAACAACACCAGCAGCAGCGGCAGUGACGACGUCGACGAGACCGAGAGCUUCGGAUGGCUGGCGUUGACGCGGCGGCGCUACGAUGACGGCGGCGAUGGGGACUGUGCAGGCGACCGUGAGCUGCAAGGCGCGGCCAUGGUUAUGGAUCCGAGCCUGGAGAUGAGGCUGGGGAGGCAGGGGUGGGAGCAGAUGGAGCCCUCGGCGUCGGCCUCCAAAGAGCUAACCCCGAUCCUCAAGUGCUUGUGA
Messenger RNA from Triticum turgidum subsp. durum (durum wheat), 1050 nucleotides. The record is from the annotation of a GenBank genome assembly. Lineage: Eukaryota; Viridiplantae; Streptophyta; Magnoliopsida; Poales; Poaceae.